Molecule: messenger RNA, 1908 nt
Organism: Eimeria necatrix
Lineage: Eukaryota; Apicomplexa; Conoidasida; Eucoccidiorida; Eimeriidae
Exons: 5
Coding region: 1-1908 (635 amino acids)
Source: RefSeq, a predicted model, not a curated record
AUGGCGAGCAGCCGCAGGCGCCGCGGGGGGGAAGAUGGCCGUUCAAAGAAGAAGGCCAAAAGGCACAGAACUCCUUCCCCGGGGGGCCCCCCGGGGGGCCCCCCGAGUACCCCUUUGGAGGCCCCCGCGAAGGGUUCCGCGCCCGAGGGUUCUCCGGGGGCCCCUGGGGCCCCCCGCGGGAAGAGCGGGUCUGGGGGCCCCGGCGGCGGGGCCCCCGGGGCCCCGGGGGGCCCCCCCGCGGGGGCCCCCCGGGGGGCCCCCCAGGGGGCCCCCCAGGGGGCCCCUGAAGGCAGGGGGGCCCCCAGGGGCCCCUCCGUGUCCUCCAGAAGCUCGGGGUCUCGCUCAGUGAGCCCUCAGCCUCAAGAAAGGGCCUCCGAGAGCGAUGCCUUUUGGGCCAAACAGGCCUCAGCCUGGGUCAGCAGCAAAACUUCUGAACAGGGCCCCACAGCGCUGAUGGCUCUGAUAGCCACGCAGGCCGCAGUGCAGAUGGCGGCCACGGCGGACAGCAGCAGAGGGGGGGCCCCCCCGGGGCCCCGGGGGCCCCUGCCGCCUCCCGGGGGGCCCCUGGGGGCCCCCCCCCACUUCCCGGGGGCCCCCAAGGGGGGGCCCCCCAACCCCUACCAGGGCCCCCUCCCCAUGCACUCCCCCAUCGGCGUGCCCCCGCCCCCCAUGGGGCCCCCCAUGGGCCCGGGGCCCCUCGGGGGGCCCCCCAUGGGGGCCCCCGGCUUGGGGGGGCCCCCCAUGGGGGCCCCCGGCAUGGGGGCCCCCGGCAUGGGGGCCCCCGGCAUGGGGCCCCCCCCACCCCCGGGGGGCUUCCAGGGGGGCCCCCCUUCCUUCUUGGCCGGCAUCUCUUCGGGGUUUCUCCCAAAUGCUGCUGCUGCUCCUGCUGCUGCAGGUGCAGCAGCAGCAGCAGCAGCAGCAGAUGGGGCCAAUGCGCAUGCAGGAACAGCAUCGGCAGCAGCAGCAGCAGCAGCAGCAGCAGCAGCAGCAGCAGUCAGCGGCGACGCUGGGGGCCCCCGGGGCCCCAAAGCUAUACCCCAGUGGCUCCGAGAUGUUGUUAAAGAAGCAAAUACAAAAAAGGCAAAUAAAGAGGGGAAAGAAGGAGACGUUAAAGAAGAAGGCGGCCAACUGCUAACUCCCUCUUCCCACGGGGCCAAUUCCCCUCGCGAGGCUUCUCCGGGGCCAGCAGUGGGUACUGCUGAGGGGGCCCCCCAGGGGGCCCCCGGGGGGCCCCCCGGGGGGGCCCCCGCUGUGGGGGGCCCCCCAGGGGCCCCCCAGGGGGCCCCCGGGGGCCCCCUGGGGAAGGCCCCGGGGGGGGCCCCCGGGGGGGCCCCCGGGGGCCCCCAGGGGCCCCCUUUGCCCCCCUUGGUGGAGCAAAUAAAAGAAGUUGUGACGGAAAUAUUGACAACAGUAACAGAUGAGAUAUUUCGAGAAGCAGCAAGAGAAGCAAUUAGCAAUUACAGAAGAAAACAAAGAAUGGCGGGAAGAACCACAAUUGGUUUGAAGCUGCAGGGCGCGCAGGACCAGCAGCAGCAGCAGCAGCAGCAGCAGCAGCAGCAGCAGCAGCAGCAGCAGCAGCAGCAGCAGCAGCAGCAGCAGGGGCUGGGGGAAGCCAGGAGGGAAGACCAGGAAAAAAUGAAAGGAGUUCUCAACUGCGAAACUUUGACAGUGGGGGCUUAUCGCUGCCCGCCCACAGCGACGCCUCCGCCUCCGGGUCUUUUCAGCGUAACAAUUUUCGAGGACGGACAAGAGUUUGCUCGCGUGCCUUUCACAGGGACACAUUUGCUGUUUGGCAGCAGCAACAAGCUCGCAAACAUCAUAGACAACCACGUGAGUCAGCAGCAGCAGCAGCAGCAGCAGCAGCAGCAGCAGCAGCAGUGGCAGCAGCAGCAGCAGCAGCAGGAGUAG